AUGUCUGCCCCAGCGAACCGUGUCCUAGCAUCGACAUCCGAAGGCGCCGAAUUGACCCCUCAGAAACUACGCACAUGCUACCAGGAUCUCGCUUGGCUCAACGACGAGGUUAUUAACGGCCACUUGGCACUUACCGUCGAUUACUUGCGCGCCAAAGCCAGCAAUCAAGGACGCGGAGCUGUACCCAAAUACUACAACUUCAACAGCUUUUUCUACACCAAGUUACGCGAGGGCGGAUACCAAGCCGUUAGCCGCUGGGCUCGACGCGCGAAGAUUCACGGCGAGGCGCUAUUAUCUGUCCAAACACUAUUCAUUCCGGUGCACCAGAGCUCUCACUGGACGCUCCUUGUCGUGAGCCCGGCCAAUCGCACAAUCGAGUACUUUGACUCGCUUGGUUCACGCGCGUCAAUAUUUGCCAAUAAUGUGAAGGACUGGCUACGCGGCGAAUUAGGCGAAUUGUAUGAUGAAGAUGAAUGGACCGUCCUGCGCACCCAGUCCCCGCAGCAGAAUAACGGGAGCGACUGCGGUGUCUUCCUGCUUACCACUGCCAAGGCCGUAGCCCUGGGCCUGGAGCCUACGGUGUACGGGCCUCGUGAUGUUCCUCUAUUGCGGAGGAAGAUUGUCGCUGAGUUGCUGUGUGGUGGGUUUGAGGGUGAUUUGAAUCCGGUUGGGGGGACGGGAGAGACUCGGCUCUAA
Talaromyces proteolyticus is the source of this 696-nucleotide messenger RNA. RefSeq lists its product as uncharacterized. Lineage: Eukaryota; Fungi; Ascomycota; Eurotiomycetes; Eurotiales; Trichocomaceae. The transcript has a single exon. The record is from RefSeq and is a predicted model, not a curated record. Gene Ontology annotation, biological process: protein desumoylation. Bases 1 to 696 code for a protein of 231 amino acids. Gene Ontology annotation, cellular component: nucleus. Gene Ontology annotation, molecular function: deSUMOylase activity.